Molecule: messenger RNA, 2844 nt
Organism: Drosophila persimilis
Lineage: Eukaryota; Metazoa; Arthropoda; Insecta; Diptera; Drosophilidae
Product: RING finger protein 10
Exons: 4
Coding region: 498-2648 (716 amino acids)
Biological process (GO): positive regulation of transcription by RNA polymerase II
Molecular function (GO): transcription cis-regulatory region binding; metal ion binding
Source: RefSeq, a predicted model, not a curated record
GUACAGUGUAAAAAUAAAGUUGGAAUAAUUUGCCAGUGAAAUACAAAGUGAAUAAAAUUCUCAGCAAAAGAAAUCGCAAUCGUCACAUCUUUUCGUUUGCACACCAAUACCAACAUAUUACCAUAAUAGCCAAGGCAAAGAACUAAUACAGCUGCAAAAAAACACAACACCCAACACAAGAAAGUGAACUAAUCGAACGAUCGAAAGUCUACGUCUACGUCUGCGAGUGCCAAGGUACUUUUAGUACUUUUAAAUCGAUUUACGCUCUGUGCAUUUCUACGUAAGAGUAGCAUACCAUUUGGAAAUAUUACGCAAGUACUAUUUCUGGUUAUAUCUGUUGAAUAAUCAUGGCUCAGUAAACAUGAAUCCUCAACGAGAAUAUUUUGCCCAACGCACUCCGUGUGGAGACAAAAGCAAGACGCAAUUUUCUGCCGAUUGGCAGGUAUCUAAUACUAUCGCCCCCACUCCCCCCAAUUCCUCUUACUUCUACGAGCAAAAUGGACAACAGCAACAGCAGCAAGAAGCAACAACAUGCCAGAGCGAGCAAAUCGUCUGGUGAGACCCAACGCAAGUCCAGUGAAUUGCAGAACAACAAACAGCGCAAUAGCCGCAGACGCGAGCAGCUUCCAACGCCGCGCAACGACCAGCAACAGCAGCCGAGGCACCCCAAACAGCAGCAACAACAACAGCAACCUGCUAAACUUCGUCCCAAUGUGGACAAGCGUCCAAGGGCGCGAGGCAGCGGCGGUGGCGGUGGCAGUACUGCGGGCUACUAUGGCCCUGCCGAUGGAGCUUACGAUGGCCCUGAAUCCGGGCAUCACGACGGGGCUUACGGCGGCACCGGACUAGCAGCCACUAGUGGCGGCUACCCGCGUAGCGACUUUGACUAUGAACUAAACUCUGUGUACGCGCAGGGCAGCAAGAAGCAGAACCUGAACCAUCUGCUCAACUUCCAUUGUGUGCCACGCGAUGCGUCGGACACUAGAAAUGGCCAUGGACGCGCUGCCGGUCAUUAUCACCAUCACAAUGCAGGGCGCAAGCCUCGCUACAACAAGGAACAGUUCCUGCAGGCCAAUUUUCAGUUUGUCAUUCGGUCGGGGGCCAAGGCCCAUGUAAAUGGCUCACCGGACACUUUGAUCGACUGGAACUUCAUUGAGCAAAUCAACAUCCAGACCACGGAGGAGCCACAGUGCCCCAUUUGUCUGUAUCCCCCGGUGGCUGCCAAGCUCACACGCUGCGGCCAUGCCUACUGCUGGCCCUGCCUCUUGCACUAUCUCUCGCUGAGCGACAAGACCUGGCGCAAGUGCCCCAUCUGCUACGAUGCCAUCCACGCUGGCGAUCUGAAGAGCUGCACCAUUGAGCAGCAGCAUGCAAUGAAUGUGGGAGAUCGCAUCACCUUCCAGCUGAUGCGUCGUCGCAAGGGCUGCAUGUACAUCGAGCGGCACGGUGUAAUCGUAGGUGAAUUCGGCGAACGAUUCCCCCUGCUCAGUGCUGGUGACGAGGCCAAGCGAUACUCAAAGUUUUUAAUCGCCAAGCGGGCUGAUGUUGCGGCCAUCAUCGAAAGGGAGCGGCGCGAACUAUUGGCCGAGUCAGAUGCAUCCUGUCCGGAGGAUAUAUUCAUCCAGCAGGCACUCCUAAUGCUGAACGAGCGCCUCGAGAAGUUGGGCCUCAAAGAGGAUGAGGAGUCGCCGCUGGAGGAGCAGCCACUACCACCAGCAGCUCUCAGUCUGGAGAACGAAAACAAAAAUGAUAUUGAGAAAUCGGACGAUGCCUCCAUCUCAUCGGGCGAGGCAUCCAGCAGUAUUGGCAGUGCACACAGCGGCAGCAAAUACUACUAUUUCUACCAGUCGAACGAUGGACAAAAUAUCUACUUGCAUCCCCUGAAUGUGAAGAUGCUGCAGGCCUGCUAUGGCACUCUGGAUCUGGGUCCACUCCUGAUUGAGUCGCAGAUCCUGCAGAAGGAGCAGCACUCCAUGGACGAGGAGCAUCGCCGAAAGUUCACUUGCUUGGGACAUUUGCCCCUCACGUGUCAGUUUUCUGUUGUGGAAGUGGAACUCCAACCACCAGUCGUCUCUGGGGGAAUUCUCAAGUUGUUUAAAGAGGAUCUUUUGCAUCGCAAGAAGGAGCGACAGCGUCGCGAUCGCGAAGAACGCAAGCGGGAGCAGCACAUCAAUGAGAUCAACGAUCGCCAAAUGGGAAAACUGAUUGCCAGUGCAGCAAACCUAAAUCUUGAGUCUUCCCAUGAGUUUCCUACUUGUGGCUUUGAAGAGGCCUUGCCGUCGCCCAGCGGCGUAACGCCAAUGAUCAUCAGACAGGAGAGCAGUGCAACCAACCCCAAGCAGGAGCUGUGGCCCACCAUCGGCAGUUUCUCGCCAGUCAGCAGCAGCGGCAGCGCUAUGAGUUCUGUAGGUGCCUGGGGACGCUCGGCUCCUCCUCCAGCACCAAGGGCCAUGCCAUCGGCUAUGUCACGAGAUGAAAACCCUGAUCAGCGUUCGGUGGGCCAUUGGGGUCUGGGCGAGUUGCUCGUCGGAGCUUUGGAUCAGCAGCAGCAGAAGCAGCAGCAGCCGCGAGGUGGCAAGCCCCAAAAGAAGGCCAAGGCCAAGAAAAUGGUUCCACUGUUUGCCAUGGGCAUGAACAGAGCUCCUUAAAAAAGGAGAAGCUAAAAUUAGCGAAAUUAUUGUACAACCAUGUACGUUUUUUUUUUUUUAUGAAUACUUCAAAGUUAUUUCAAAUCAACGAUGGAUAUUUGAACUAUAAUUUAACCAACAUUUUAUCCAUAAUACACAUAUGCAUAACUAUAUCAAGUUAAUCCAAUAAAAGCAGCAAGCAUACUCGUACUAGGAA